CAAGGCUUCCUCACUGAUUGGUCUCAGUUUGGGAAAGGACGUGACAUCAGCAACUUUGCAGACUUGGGCUGGGGGGCUGUUGUGAGCUUUGGCCAGCCUCCAGCCAGCUAGGUGGAGCGUGUGUAUGUGUGUGUGUGCGCGCGUGUGUGUACACGCGCGAGCGCGCGUCUGGGCGCGUGCGUCUGUCUGACCACAGGUAGUGCUCAGAUUACCCUGCCUGUACUGUUCUCUGCUGUUCUCUACCGUCUGCCCAGGACGGUGCGGCUCAGCCAGCCACAGCACUGGAAUCCCAGGAGCAUGGAAUUUGGAGUUCUGUGAACAACUGAAGUGGAACACAGACCUCUCCUGGCCUAGGAAACAGCACCAUGGACGGCAAGCCAGGGGGCAGGAGCAGUAAGUCCUUGAGACCAGAAGACAAUCCUGACACCAGUUUCUUUUCAAACCCAUGGAUGGGGGAUAUUGUGUCUGAUUGGUCUCCUAUGCACGAAGCUGCUAUCCAAGGACGUCUGUUGUCUCUGAGAAGCCUCAUCAACCAGGGGUGGCCUGUGAACCUCAUCACAGCAGAUGGUGUGUCCCCACUCCAUGAAGCCUGCCUUGGAGGUCACGUCUCCUGUGCAAACAUUUUAUUAAAGCAUGGAGCUCAGGUGAAUUGUGUCACCGCCGACUGGCACACUCCUUUGUUCAACACCUGUAUCAGCGGCAGCCUGGACUGCAUGACUUUGCUUCUACGUCACGGUGCCAGCCCCCACCCGGUGAGCGACCUGGCAUCUCCCAUCCAUGAAGCUGCUAAGAGAGGCCACGUGUACUGCGUCGAGAUCCUGGCAGCUCACGGAGGCAACCUCAACCUCAACAUCAGCCACCUGGGCACCCCUCUGUAUGUGGCGUGCAGGAAACAGCAGGUGGCCUGUGUCAGGAAGCUUCUGGAGUCAGGAGCAAGUGUGAACGAAGGCCGAGGUCUGGACUCCCCUCUUCACGCAGCGGCCAGGGCAUCCAAUGGGGAGCUGGCCAUCCUGCUCAUGGAUUUUGGAGCGAACCCCCAGGCCAGGAACGCUGAUGGCAAAUGUCCCUUGGAGUUGGUGCCUCCAGAGAGCCCUCUGACUCAGAUCUUCUUGGAGCGUGAAGGUGCUUCCCCCUUGCCCGAGCCUAGGCCCUAAUCCGUAGAGACUCCUGCGGGCUCUAGCGGGAGACAGGGCCGCCUUCUCUGCUGCAGCUGUGCCGCCUUCAAAUCCGGAAGUGCUUCGGAAUCCAGCAGCAUCAUAAGAUCAACGAGCUCUUUCUCCCAGAGGAGCUGAAGCGUUUUCUCCUACACAUGUAAAUGAGCUAGCUCAAAAUCUCAGGGGGAUAUCACAGGCCGCACACGAAUGUGGUUGAAUGUUGUGGCCACCGGCAUUGUGAAAUAAACCCAGGUUUAUGAAGCUUGGCUAA
Messenger RNA from Felis catus (domestic cat), 1425 nucleotides. RefSeq names its product ankyrin repeat and SOCS box containing 9 (gene ASB9). Gene Ontology annotation, biological process: intracellular signal transduction; protein ubiquitination; positive regulation of protein catabolic process. Lineage: Eukaryota; Metazoa; Chordata; Mammalia; Carnivora; Felidae. The transcript is spliced from 7 exons. Bases 366 to 1154 code for a protein of 262 amino acids. Gene Ontology annotation, molecular function: protein binding. The record is from RefSeq and is a predicted model, not a curated record.